Molecule: messenger RNA, 928 nt
Organism: Orbicella faveolata
Lineage: Eukaryota; Metazoa; Cnidaria; Anthozoa; Scleractinia; Merulinidae
Product: splicing factor U2AF 26 kDa subunit-like
Biological process (GO): mRNA splicing, via spliceosome
Cellular component (GO): U2AF complex
Molecular function (GO): metal ion binding; RNA binding
Source: RefSeq, a predicted model, not a curated record
AGUGCCAUUUCUGAUGUAGAAGCUCAGGAACAUUAUGACAGAUUCUUUGAGGAUGUUUUUCUGGAGCUUGAAGAGAAGUAUGGAGAAAUCGAGGAAAUGAAUGUGUGUGACAACCUUGGAGAUCACCUUGUUGGCAAUGUGUAUGUCAAGUUCCGCUAUGAAGAAGAUGCUGAGAAAGCUGUUAAAGACCUGGACAACCGCUGGUACAAUGGGCAACCAAUCUAUGCAGAGCUAUCACCGGUGACUGAUUUCAGGGAAGCGUGUUGCCGACAGUAUGAAAUGGGAGAGUGUUCUCGCGGUGGGUUUUGUAACUUCAUGCACAUGCGGCCAAUUUCAAGAGAAUUGCGACGAGAGCUGUAUGGACGUAACCGACGCAAGAGAAGAGGUGCUGGUGCUGGUGCAGCCGGCGCUAAAGAAACAUCACCACGGUCUCGCUCAGUUUCUCCUCCGUACACCCGCCGUUCACGAUCCAGGUCUCCACCACCGCCUCCCCGCCGUCGUUCCCGUUCCCCUCCCCGCCGAGAUAGAUCGCGCUCACCACCACGACGAGACAGAUCCCCACGUGACCGAGACAGACGAGGUCGUCACUAAGAGGGGAUCCUCUGUAUCGCUAUUAUUGCUCUGUACUGUAUAAGAUAUUGUAACUCUACUUUCAGUUCUGAGAUCAGUUUAUUUGCGUUGUUUGAAGAACCGACUUGGAAAACUUCCGACAACCUCUAACGUCCUGAAAACUUCGGGUUUUCUUGUCAGACUUAGUGGUAAGAAGUGACUACCGUUCAAGACAUUCUUGCAGUCUCACGCGAAGAGUUCCCGACCCGUUAUGCCCAAUAGGAACAAACCUGAGCUGUUCUUUUCUCUCAUGUAUGUUAGGCCUGGUUCAAACGUCGAACUUUACAUGUGCCGAACCUAAUACCAAUUUGGGUCGACC